CAAAAUGCACAAACAAUGGUAUUUGCCAUUGAGGAAAUAAACAAUAGAACUGAUAUUCUUCCAGGGAUCAUUUUGGGUUAUAAAAUCUAUGAUACCUGUGGAUCAGUUGAAAUGACCACAAGAGCCUCCUUGUCUUUAGUCAAUGGCCAAGGAGAAAGUUCAAUUUCAGUGCCCUGUUCAAAACCUGAAACUGUUCAAGCAAUCAUAGGACAAACAUCGUCUACCCCCACUAUUGCCAUAUCUGCUACAGUGGGACCUUUGCACAUACCUGUGGUGAGUCACUUUGCAACAUGUGCAUGCCUAAGCGACAGAAAAAAACACCCAACUUUCUUCAGAACUGUUCCCAGUGAUUAUUUCCAGAGCAGAGCUUUGGCAAAGCUGGUCAAACAUUUUGGAUGGACCUGGAUAGGAGCCGUAUGCAGUGAUAAUGACUAUGGGAAAAAUGGUAUAAAUGAAUUUAUCAGUGCAGCCAAAGAAGAGGGAAUAUGUGUUGAGUAUUCCCAGGCAUUUUAUAAGACAGACCCCAGAGAAAAAAUUUUGAAAAUAGUUGAAAUUAUCAAGGCUUCAAGCUCCAAAGUUAUUGUAGCUUUUGUCGCAGACUCUGACUUUGGGUUUCUUCUGAGGGAAAUGGCCUUGCAAAACAUGACUGGGUUUCAGUGGAUUGGAAGUGAGUCCUGGAUCUCAGAUUUGAACACUGCCAAUGCUGAAUGGCAGCAUAUUCUGAAAGGGUCUGUGGGUUUUGCUAUCCCACAAGCUAAAAUCAAUGGCCUAGAGGAAUUUCUAACCAUGCUUAAUCCAGCUUCUAAUGUAGAUCUUUACAAAGAGUUGUGGGAGACAAUAUUUCAGUGUAAACUUCUGACACAAGAAAAUGUUAAGAUGAAACAAUUGUGCAAGAGCAAUGAAAGUCUCACUCAAGUUCAAAACCUUUAUACAGAUGUUUCAGACUUACGAAUUGCAAAUAAUGUUUAUAAGGCUGUGUAUGCUGUGGCUUAUGCCCUGCACAACAGUUACAGCUGUUCAGAGAGGGAGCGUGGACAAGAAGGUGCUAAUGUAUGUACAAACCUAGCAGAUAUCCAGGAACCAUGGAAGGUAUCAAAUGAGUUGAAGAAAAUCCAUUUCACCACUACAACAGAAGAGGAUGUAUUCUUUGAUGAGAAUGGAGACCCAGCAGCGAGGUAUGAUGUGCUGAACUGGCAGCAAGGCAAAGAUGGUAAAACAAUGUUUGUUAAAGUGGGCUUCUAUGAUGCCUCUCUGCAAACACACCUUCAACUAUCAUUUAAAAACAACAGCAUAGUCUGGGCCCACAAUAAACCACAGGUGCCAGUCUCUGUGUGUAGCCACAGUUGUCCCCUAGGCUUCAGGAAGGCUGUGCAGAAAGGAAGGCCAAUCUGCUGCUUUGACUGUAUACCAUGCGCAGAGGGGGAAAUAAGUAAUAUAACAGAUUCUCUAACUUGCAUCAAGUGCCCUCCUGAUCUGUGGUCUAAUGACAAGAAAGAUACCUGUGUCUUAAAGCUGGUUGAAUUCUUGUCAUUUCAGGAAAUAAUGGGAAUCAUUCUUGUAUCAUUUUCUUUGUUAGGAGUAUUUUUGACCAUCUGCAUUGCUGUAAUUUUCUUUAAACACAAGGACACACCAAUUGUUAGAGCAAAUAAUUCUGAGCUGAGCUUUCUGUUGCUCUUCUCUCUGACUCUGUGUUUCCUCUGUUCAAUUACUUUUAUUGGAUGGCCCUCUGAUUGGUCCUGUAUGCUGCGCCACACAGCAUUUGGGAUCACCUUUGUCCUCUGCAUCUCCUGUCUUCUGGGUAAGACAUUAGUGGUGUUAAUGGCCUUCAGGGCUACACUUCCAGGUAGUAACGUCAUGAAAUGGUUUGGGCCUGUACAGCAGAGACUCAGUGUACUUGCCUUCACUCUUGUACAGGUCAUUAUUUGUGUACUUUGGUUAACAAUAUCCCCUCCUUUUCCAUACAGUAAUAUGAACUACUACAAGGAAAAGAUUAUAUUAGAAUGUAAUGUAGGCUCAGCUAUAGGUUUCUGGGCUGUGCUGGGAUAUAUAGGACUCCUGGCUCUUUUGUGUUUUAUUUUGGCAUUUUUGGCCCGCAAGCUGCCUGACAAUUUCAAUGAAGCCAAAUUCAUCACAUUCAGCAUACUCAUAUUCUGUGCAGUUUGGAUCACUUUUAUUCCUGCUUAUUUCAGCUCUCCUGGAAAAUUCACUGUAGCUGUAGAGAUAUUUGCCAUUUUAGCCUCAAGCUUUGGUUUACUAUUCUGCAUAUUUGUUCCAAAGUGCUAUAUAAUCAUGCUAAAACCAGAUAAGAAUACUAAAAAGCAAAUGAUGGCUAAAGCACCUGCUAAAUCAUUUUAG
Messenger RNA from Pangasianodon hypophthalmus (striped catfish), 2355 nucleotides. Its product is annotated as extracellular calcium-sensing receptor-like. NCBI's taxonomy places the organism in Eukaryota, Metazoa, Chordata, Actinopteri, Siluriformes, Pangasiidae. The record is from RefSeq and is a predicted model, not a curated record. Gene Ontology annotation, molecular function: G protein-coupled receptor activity. Bases 16 to 2355 code for a protein of 779 amino acids. The transcript is spliced from 5 exons. Gene Ontology annotation, cellular component: membrane. Gene Ontology annotation, biological process: G protein-coupled receptor signaling pathway.